AUGGCCUCCCCUAGUGUUCUCACCUUUGACGCUGACGCUCGGGCAGAUGACUUAGAGGUCUGGGUAGAUGAUCUGCAGCUUUUCCUACAGUGCGAUAGGGCAGACGGUCUCUCCCUAUUUGAUCUCACCUCUGGUACCUCUCCUGCCCUUGCUGCUGAUGCUGACGCUACUACCUUGUACGACGUAGUAGUUUUACGCUACUCUUCCCCUGCCACUGCUGCACUGAGCCGCCUCAUGCUACCGUACCUCUUCCCUGACCUUGCUGCCGUUCCCACUGUUGCUGACCUCAUUACGCACCUCCGCACUAGUGACACUCGCUACCGCGCCGCCCUUCCUGCUGAGUUCUGCGCCAAGAACCCCCCCCCACCCCCCUCCAUGUACAUCACCAUCUACUACAUGGUCACCCGGCUCCCUGACUCUCUCCGCGUAGUCAGGGACCACUUCCUCUCAGUUUGCCCCACCACUCUCACCGUUGACCUCCUCGAGAAGGCCUUCCUAGCGGCAGAGAAGAGCAUAGUCGCUGUAGGAGCCUCUCGUGGUGACCCUCGCACCCCCGUCUUUGAGGGGUGUUCUCCCUCCCCCCUCUUGCCCUCUGUUGCCUCAGCUGCUGCGGCCGACCCCGUUGGUUUCGAGCCGGCCGGUGCUGCGUCUGCCCCGAGCGGGAGACGCCGCACCGUCAGCGCGGUGGGGGUUUUGGUCCCUGCACUUACGUCCUCCGUACCGGCAACCGAGCUGGUGAGCAGUGCGGAGGCCAGCACUCCACCCAGCGUUGCUUUGGUCGCCUGA
Closterium sp. NIES-65 is the source of this 786-nucleotide messenger RNA. NCBI's taxonomy places the organism in Eukaryota, Viridiplantae, Streptophyta, Zygnematophyceae, Desmidiales, Closteriaceae. The record is from the annotation of a GenBank genome assembly.